CGGCAGCUCACUAUCUUCAACAGCCAGACCACCAUACAGAUAGGUGGCUGGGACCGGGACAGGAGUCGCUCGUUUCAGGGCCAGCUCUCAGGCCUCUACUAUAACGGACUGAAGGUGUUCAACAUGGCCACGGAAGGAGAUCCUAACAUCCGCGUCCAGGGGAGCGUGAGACUAGUGGGAGAAUCGCCGUCAUCCAUCACGCCACAGUCCAGUGCCAACACGGGCAACCGGUCGGAGACAUCUACCUCCAUUAUGGAGAUCACCACGACGACGGCGUCCAGUAGGAGGGUGAAGCAGACGACGCCACGGGAACCUCAGCAGGUAGGAGAACUCAGAACUUAAGAUAAGAUAUACUUUAGUAUUAUUAUUCAUUAGAAAUUUGUCUUCUGCAAUAUACUUAUACACACAAAACACAUUGGGUUGGAGAGGCUGGGCUGGAGCAGAAGGCUGCCGCAGUGCAGGGCCCAACCCUACUGGUCUUCUUAUUCUCUGUACAGUCAGGUCCAACAUUUUUCAUCUUUAUCAAGGGUGCCAAUAAUUAAGAACUGACGUUAUCUGUUCUUGUUCUGUGUCUUAUCCUGGUCUGAGAUCUCUCUGUGAGCCUGGUCUGAGAUCUGUCUGUGAGCCUGGUCUGAGAUCUGUUUGUGCUGUAUAUCCUGGUCUGUGAACCUGGUCUGAGGUCUGUCUGUGAGCCUGGUCUGAGAUCUGUCUGUGCUGUAUAUACUGGUCUGUGAGCCUGGUCUGAGAUCUGUCUGUGAGCCUGGUAUGAGAUCUGUUUGUGAUGUAUAUCCUGGUUUGUGAGCCUGGUCUGAGAUCUGUCUGUGUUGUAUAGACAACUCCUAUGUUUGUUCACAUGACAAAGACCAAGAAAAGCACAAACAGAUUUGACUCUUGUGGAUAUGUGUUUUCCUUUUUUCAGUAAUAAAAAUGUCUCAUCAUGACCUCAAGCCAUUUGAAAAGUCUAUGCAUGUACACUAUAUGUACAAAAGUAUGUGGACACCCCUUCAAAUUAGUGGAUUUGGCUCUUUCAGCCACACCCAUUGCUGACAGGUGUAUAAAAUCGAGCACACAGCCAUGCAAUCUCCAUAGACAAACACUGGCAGUAGAAUGGCCUUACUGAAGAGCUCAGUGACUUUAAACGUGGCACCAUCAUAGGAUGCCACCUUUCCAACAAGUCAGUUCGUCAAAUUUCUGCCCUGCUAGAGCAUCCCUGGUCAACUGUAAGUGCUGUUAUUGUGAAGUGAAAUGUCUAGGAGAAACAACGGAUCAGCCGCGAAGUGGUAAGCCACACAAGGUCACAGAACAGGACCGCAGAGUGCUGAAGCAUGUAAAAAUAGUCUGACCUGGGUUGCAACACUCACUACCGAGUUCCAAACUGCCUCUGUAAGCAACGUCAGCAGAAGAACUGUUCGUCGGGAGCUUCAUGAAAUGGGUUUCCAUGGCCGAGCAGCCGCACACAAGCCUAAUGCCUUGAUCACACCUACAGUGUCAUUCCGCAAAAUGGUACACAGCAUCAUCUGGAUAUGUGUGCAACAAAAGUUCAACAUUCACCUUCUGUUACCAUUUCUGUCUAGCCGUCUACGCAUACAGUUUGACGCAAAUGUUCGAUAAAUCCAACAUAUGCACCACACAGAACACACUCCAAUUGCCUCUGCAACUCAAUGCUGCAAGGCAAAUGCAGCGUUCCAUUGGAAAUUCAUGUUUUUCUGGUGAACCAAAAUGCAAUGAUGCUUUCGGUGUGAUCGAGGUGUAAGAUCACCAUACGCAAUAUCAAGUGUCGGCUGGAGUGGUGUAAAGCUCACCGCUAUUGGACUCUGGAGCAGUGGAAACGCGUUCUCUGUUGAUGAAUCAUGCUUCACCAUCUGGCAGUCCGACAGACUAAUCUGGGUUUGGGGAAUGCCAGGAAAACACUACCUGCCCCAAUGCAUAGUGCCAACUGUAAAGUUUGGUGGAGGAGGAAUAAUGGUCUGGGACUGUUGUUCAUGGUUCGGUCUAGGCCCCUUAGUUCCAGUGAAGGGAAAUCUUAACGCUAAAGCAUACAAUGACAUUCUAGACGAUUCGGUGCUUCCAACUUUGUGGCAACAGUUUGGAGAAGACUCUUUCCUGUUUCAGUAUGACAAUGCCCCUGUGCACAAAGCGAGGUCCAUACAGAAAUGGUUUGUCGAGAUCGGUGUGGAAGAACAUGACUGGCCUGCACAGGUGUGGAACAACUUGACUGGCCUGCACAGAACCCUGACCUCAACUCCAUCGAACACCUUUGGGAUGAAUUGGAAUGCCGACUGCAAGCCAGACCUAAUCACCCAACAUCAGUGCCCAAUCUCACUAAUGCUCUUGUCGCUGAAUGGAAGCAAGUUCCCGCAGCAAUGUUCCAACAUCUAGUGAAAAGCCUUCCCAGAAGAGUGGAGGCUGUUAUGGCAGCAAAGGGGGGACCAACUCCAUAUUAAUGCCCAUGAUUUUGGAAUGGGAUGUUCGACAAGCAGGUGUCCACAUACGUUUGGUCAUGUAGUGUAUUUGACAUACAGUGCAUUACAUGCAACCCAAGAACACAAUACGGAUGUUGUCAUAACUGUCCUAAUAUUAUGGGUUUUCUGGUGUUAGCUGUUCUAUUUCCAAUGAUGCAUCUGACCUCAAUACCCAAGGGUGAAUCAUGUCUCCCCACCACCAGCCUAACGUAACAUCACUGUUCAUGCCAAUGUCUGCUAUGUCACUGCUAGGCAUAUGCUGCAAUCAAAUGUGACAUAUUACAUCUAGAUACAUGACAGAUAAUACACUGCAAAAGAGGGUAGGCCUAUUAAUAUACUCUCCAUCUGGAGACACAGAGAUUUAAAGUAUGGUAUAUAAUACAGUCAUAUUCAUUUUUGUGUAAAUGAACACAUGCAGGGACAUUUUUAUUAUCCAAUGUAAGAAUGGUUGAAAAUGAUUAGUCCUGAUUUUUAUGUAUGUUUGUUUCUUAUCAUCUAAAGAAGUUGUAUUUUAAUAGGGAAGCUUAUUGCUUCUGAUUGACUCUAACAAUUCUGUUGGAAGCUGGAUUUUGUGCAGACAUGGCCAGGAAUCAUUUCGGUCACUACGUAUAAGGAAGGACAGGGGUGACUGGCUCCUACGUCUCUAAAGUUCCUUUUGUGUGUGUCUGGCCAAGGAGAGACACCACUAUGUGGCCUCCUUAAGUGUUGUUGUAGUGACGAAAUACACAUGAUGCUGCAUAGGGCACAGCCCAGGGGGCGUUUUCUAUCUCCAUGCUGCAUAGGGCACAGCCCAGGGGGCGUUUUCUAUCUCCAUGCUGCAUAGGGCACAGCCCAGGGGGCGUUUUCUAUCUCCAUGCUGCAUAGGGCACAGCCCAGGGGGCGUUUUCCAUCUCCAUGAUCAUAGGGCACAGCCCAGGGGGCGUUUUCUAUCUCCAUGAUCAUAGGGCACAGCCCAGGGGGCGUUUUCUAUCUCCAUGAUCAUAGGGCACACCCCAGGGGGCGUUUUCUAUCUCCAUGAUCAUAGGGCACACCCCAGGGGGCGUUUUCUAUCUCCAUGAUCAUAGGGCACAGCCCAGGGGGCGUUUUCUAUCUCCAUGAUCAUAGGGCACAGCCCAGGGGGCGUUUUCUAUCUCCAUGCUGCAUAGGGCACACCCCAGGGGGCGUUUUCUAUCUCCAUGAUCAUAGGGCACAGCCCAGGGGGCGUUUUCUAUCUCCAUGCUGCAUAGGGCACAGCCCAGGGGGCGUUUUCUGCCUCCAUGCUCAAGAGAACAAAUAAAAGAUAAAUAAAAAAGAGGAGAGGCCAAUGAAAACCAAGGCAGUUGUGGUUUAAGUUGUUGUGCAAUUCUGAGGCUAUGAAGUGAUUGCUUGUCUUGGGACAAAAUAAAAUGAUUUUGGUGGAGCAGUGAACAUUGAAUCGCUUUCAUGCCAAAUUGAUGGACCAGGGCAUAGGCUUAGAGUUCACCCCUUGGGUAUAUCUGCACUGUGCUUGAAGGAGGUCUGUGGCUAAUGCUUGAUCAGCCACAGACCAAAGAAUCAAGUCAGAGGAAGUGGUCUGCCUCACAAACUGUCUGGCUGACAUUCACAGACAUAAUAACAAGAGAAUGGGCGGUCAUUUAAUUCACAUCACAACCAUUCAGGAUUUGUUUAUUCACUCAUCAAUUACCCAGAAGUUGUGUGUGGUAAUGUGUUGCACAACUAGUGGUGAGUUUGUGUAAUAGCAGGAAGAAAAUGUGUUGAUAGUUGAGGUUGCUUCAAACGCUGGAGAUUAGAAGGAGGUUGUUUUUCUAGGGAAACAUUUAUAAAAUAUAUACAUAUACGGUUUCUUUCUUUAGGUGUUUCUAAAAGUAUUCCGAAUAAUACAGUGUAUUCUGACACUUAAAUAAUUAUCCAAAAUGACGUCCUUACUGUCAAAAGAGGAAUGGUAAUGCAGUAUUUACUUACCGUGUUCACGGUGGGUUGAUACUCAGCUGUUGGGGCUGCUUUCAUAUUAGAUAUUUUACUGCUGACAUAUUCAAAGCAGUGUGUUGGCAUAACUAAUUAAGAAUAUAACAAAACAUCCCCUUUGAUAAACAAGCAAGUGCAAAACUGUGCAGUCAAAACAAAUCUAGGAAUGAUGAACAUUGUAAACAGGGCCAAGUAGUCUACACAACAUAAUCUAUAUACAGGCAAGUCAUUUUCCUGGCUCCCUCUGAUUGGAUAUUAUGUAGAGCCUUGACACUUCUCUCUGAUUGGGUAUUGGGUGGAACCCGAGCUUGGCUCAUUGGCUCAUUGGCUCAUUGGCUCCCCUGUGCUUCGUGCCAUAGAGGAGAAGACAUUAAUGCUGUCCAAAUGUAAAUGGGCUUUUCAGGGAUAUAUUUCCCAUUCUAUUGCAUGGGUGGGUUAGCAUUCAAGGCUUUCGAGACUCACAUACCCCCACUAUAGCAAACGAUGGCAGAGUUUCUAGGAAAUGCAUGUAGGCAUUGAUUGGGACCCCGAAAUAGACACAGCCUCUCUCCCCAUCCCUUCCCAGUCCAUCAGUGUCCAAGACUGUUUCUGUCUGUCCACAAAGGAAUGGAGGAACCAACCCAGGCGUCAUCCUCUCUUCCUGCAUGCCCAUUUUCAUAGAGCUCAGUUCAAGUCUGUGGCUUUACGGGAAAGCUGGAGAGAGAGAGAGAGAGAGAGAGAGAGAGAGCGAGAGAGAGAGAGAGAGAGAGAUUAUCCAAACAAGUAAAUUCCAAUGUUAUUAUUCCUUUCCAUUUCAUAAAUAUUGAUCUAGUGUAAGUGUUUUCUCCCGCUCCUAAGAUUAGUCCUGCAAACCAUAGUAACAUAAUGCAAUCCACAGUGGAAGAUCAGAUAAUGGUCUGUAAUUGUGUUUAAUCUCUAAUCUGUGUAUGAGGUGCUAUCUUAAAUCGCGACAGAAGCCAGCCGAAUCGUCAGUCAGGAAGGAAAUGAAGCUUGAUACUGCUGCUGAUGCGCCUGUCCUACUUUUCUGUUCCAAAUCGGUUCAUUAUAACAGAAUAAUAAUGUGUUACAAAUCAAAUCAAAUCAAAUCAAAUUUUAUUGGCCACAUGCGCUGAAUACAACAGGUGCAGACAUUACAGUGAAAUGCUUACUUACAGGCCUUAACCAACAGUGCAUUUAUUUGUAAUAAAAAAGUAAAAUAAAACAACAACAAAAAAGUGUUGAGAAAAAUUUAUGAAACACAUGAAAGCCAUCCAUGUCCAUAUUUGCUCAAAGGUGUAAAUGCAUUCUGAAUAGAAUGUAAAUAUGAACAAAUACUGCACAGUGUAGACACCACAUAAGGAGAAAUAUAGAAUACUGUAUCAGACCACUGCUCUCUUAGCUGAAUAGGUAAAUAUUGUAACUGUAUGUACAUUACCUCUUCACUCCAACUGCUUUGAGAGCAUUGGAAUAAGCCAAUCAAUGAGAAUCAAAUAAUGUUCAGCAUACAAUCAAUUCAUUAGAACAUUCAAAAACCACUGAUGGCGUCCACGAUGACAUGCUUUUUGUACUAUUCCAAGUGCUUUGACCUUGUAUCCAUAGCCCUCAGUCACUAACCCCUGCCUUUCUAUAGCCCUCAGUCACUAACCCCUGCCUUUCUAUAGCCCUCAGUCACUAACCCCUGCCUUUCUAUGGCCCUCAGUCACUAACCCCUGCCUUUCUAUAGCCCUCAGUCACUAACCCCUGCCAUUCUAUAGCCCUGUCACUAACCCCUGACAUUCUAUAGCCCUCAGUCACUAACCCCUGCCUUUCUAUAGCCCUCAGUCAAUAACCCCUGCCAUUCUAUAGCCCUGUCACUAACCCCUGCCUUUCUAUAGCCCUCAGUCACUAACCCCUGCCUUUCUAUAGCCCUGUCACUAACCCCUGCCAUUCUAUAGCCCUGUCACUAACCCCUGACAUUCUAUAGCCCUCAGUCACUUACCCCUGCCAUUCUAUAGCCCUGUCACUAACCCCUGCCUUUCUAUAGCCCUCAGUCAAUAACCCCUGCCAUUCUAUAGCCCUCAGUCAAUAACCCCUGCCAUUCUAUAGCCCUGUCACUAACCCCUGCCUUUCUAUAGACCUGUCACUAACCCCUGCCAUUCUAUAGCCCUGUCACUAACCCCUGCCUUUCUAUAGCCCUCAGUCACUAACCCCUGCCUUUCUAUAGCCCUGUCACUAACCCCUGCCUUUCUAUAGCCCUGUCACUAACCCCUGCCUUUCUAUAGUCCUCAGUCACUAACCCCUGCCUUUCUAUAGUCCUCAGUCACUUACCCCUGCCUUUAUAUAGCCCUCAGCCACUAACCCCUGCCUUUCUAUAGCCCUGUCACUAACCCCUGCCUUCCUAUAGCCCUCAGUCACUAACCCCUGCCUUUCUAUAGCCCUCAGUCACUAACCCCUGCCUUUCUAUAGCCCUGUCACUAACCCCUGCCUUUCUAUAGCCCUGUCACUAACCCCUGCCUUGCUAUAGCCCUGUCACUAACCCCUGCCUUUCUAUAGCCCUCAGUCACUAACCCCUGCCAUUCUAUAGCCCUGUCACUAACCCCUGCCUUUCUAUAGUCCUCAGUCACUAACCCCUGCCUUUCUAUAGUCCUCAGUCACUUACCCCUGCCUUUAUAUAGCCCUCAGCCACUAACCCCUGCCUUUCUAUAGCCCUGUCACUAACCCCUGCCUUUCUAUAGUCCUCAGUCCCUUACACCUGCCUUUCUAUAUAGUGCUCAGUCACUAACCCCUGCCUUUCUAUAGUCCUCAGUCACUUACCCCUGCCUUUAUAUAGCCCUCAGCCACUAACCCCUGCCUUUCUAUAGCCCUGUCACUAACCCCUGCCUUUCUAUAGCCCUCAGUCACUAAUCCCUGCCUUUCUAUAGCCCUCAGUCACUUACCCCUGCCUUUAUAUAGCCCUCAGCCACUAACCCCUGCCUUUCUAUAGCCCUGUCACUAACCCCUGCCUUUCUAUAGCCCUGUCACUAACCCCUGCCUUUCUAUAUAGUCCUAAACCUCAUCAGUCCGUUUUUGUUUUAGCCUAACCUGUUUAGUCUGUCUGUGCUAUUACACAUUGGUAAAGGUCAAACCAAAUCAGGCACUGAUCUGGUUCAUCUUCCCCCACCCCUACCACCUCCUACAACCUCUCCCUAUGUGACAGACAUUACCAACUUAAAUAUGUAGAUAUUGUGAAUAAACAUUUACAAAUGCUGGUUAAAAACAUUGCAGUGAUCUGCUCAGUACAUUUUUACAUUUACAUUUUAGUUAUUUAGUAGACGCUCUUAUCCAGAGCGACUUACAGUUAGUGAGUACAGACAUUUUUUCAUACUGGCCCCCCGUGGGAAUCGAACCCACAACCCUGGCGUUGCAAGCACCUUAGCAUCAUUGCACCUACCCCAGCUACUAACAGAGCUUGAUCUUUGAUGUAAACAAAAUGCAGCUAAUUCCCAAGGGUCCUACAUAUGAAAUGCAGCUAAUUCCCAAGGGUCCUACAUACAAAAUUGAAUACAUUAACAUUCACACGUACGUACAGGAAUAUAUAUAUAUAUAUAUAUGUUCCUUUGGGAGAUGGCCUGGUAGCUGUUUAUUAUUCUAUAAGUAUUGGUUAGUCUCCCGAGUGGCGCAGUGGUCUAAGGCACUGUAUGGCAGUGCUAGCUGUGCCACUAGAGAUCCUGGUUCGAAUCCAGGCUCUGUCGUAGCCGGCCGUGACCGGGAGACCCAUGGGGCGGCGCACAAUUGGCCCAGCGUCGUCCAGGGUAGGGGAGGGAAUGGCCGGCAGGGAUGUAGCUCAGUUGGUAGAGCAUGGUGUUUGCAACGCCAGGGUUGUGGGUUCAAUUCCCAUGGGGGGCCAGUAUGAAAAAUGUAUGCACUCACUAACUGUAAGUCGCUCUGGAUAAGAGCGUCUGCUAAAUGACUAAAAUGUAAAAUGGUUAUGUAUAUGAUGUAUAUGCAGAGCUGCCUAUUAGGCCUCCUCCAGAUUGGCUAUGAAUCAUACAUGUUUCAAAGUGAACCCGUACCAAUGUCUUUAAAUAAAUGUGCAUUCAAGGACGGGGAAAUGUGCUUAGAAAAUGAGAAAUGUCAAUGUAGCACUGCAAAAGGCCUCUAAGAGCGAGCUGAGAAGUGUGUGUGUGUUGGUCCCUGUGAGUGUUUGUGUUACUCUGAUGCAUUCAUAGUGGAGAAGGUCGACUGGUUAAAGAGGUGGUUUUCGGAGAAGAGUGGAGGAGAGAUGACGCGAGGUAAAGACGUGCGCUCCACUUGGGGACGUCUCUAAGGCCUCUGUGUGUUGUUCUGUUCUAUGUGACUACCUUCCUAAGCUGCUUUUCUCACCAGGAGUCACACUGCCUGGAGAGAGCCCCCCCCCCCCCCCCCCCCCCCCCCCCCCCCCCCCCCCCCCGCCCAGCCCUAAAAGCCCAUACCUACGUCUAUUACUGGGAUCAGCAUACAGCUAGCUAUACAAUAUCCUAAUAUGUGUUAUCUAUUUACCAUAUAUCAACUAAAGCCAAUGCAUUAAUAUAUUUUCACAUGAUACUGGUUUAGAACGACAAAAUAACUUAUGGGGAAGUAAAUACAUGGGCUUGUUAUCCUCAUCGUAUUGAUCCUUGAAUAACAUAGUACUUCCUGUGUUUUGUCCCAAAGGAUUCUCUUCAGCCCAAUGCUAGAGCAUGCUGUCUAAACAGUUUUGGGAUCCUUGGCUUGCACCACAGUGAGUGAAGUAGCUAGCUAAUGUGAUGAACUUAGCGUUUUCCCUAGGAACUAAGACAAUCUACACACACACGCGCGCACACGCACACACACACACACACACACACACAUAGUGUUUCACCCCGGUGCUAAGACAAUCUCCACACACAGAUCAUUGCCUCUCAUCACUGCUUAGCUUUUGGAAUAGUUUAAUGCUAUCAUUGACACUGAUUAGUGGAUGAAGGUCAAUCAACUGACGAGCGCCGGGUACAAGAGGUUACAGCCAUGUUGGAGGCAGGUUAUAUACUCCCCCACAGAGACACAGCCAUGUUGGAGGCAGGUUAUAUACUCCCCCACAGAGACAGCCAUGUUGGAGGCAGGUUAUAUACUCCCCCACAGAGACACAGCCAUGUUGGAGGCAGGUUAUAUACUCCCCCACAGAGACACAGCCAUGUUGGAGGCAGGUUAUAUACUCCCCCACAGAGACACAGCCAUGUUGGAGGCAGGUUAUAUACUCCCCCACAGAGACACAGCCAUGUUGGAGGCAGGUUAUAUACUCCCCCACAGAGACACAGCCAUGUUGGAGGCAGGUUAUAUACUCCCCCACAGAGACACAGACAUGUUGGAGGCAGGUUAUAUACUCCCCCACAGAGACACAGCCAUGUUGGAGGCAGGUUAUAUACUCCCCCACAGAGACACAGCCAUGUUGGAGGCAGGUUAUAAACUCCCCCACAGAGACACAGCCAUGUUGGAGGCAGGUUAUAUACUCCCCCACAGAGACACAGCCAUGUUGGAGGCAGGUUAUAUACUCCCCCACAGAGACACAGCCAUGUUGGAGGCAGGUUAUAUACUCCCCCACAGAGACACAGCCAUGUUGGAGGCAGAUUAUAUACUCCCCCACAGAGACACAGCCAUGUUGGAGGCAGGUUAUAUACUCCCCCACAGAGACACAGCCAUGUUGGAGGCAGGUUAUAUACUCCCCCACAGAGACACAGCCAUGUUGGAGGCAGGUUAUAUACUCCCCCACAGAGACACAGCCAUGUUGGAGGCAGGUUAUAUACUCCCCCACAGAGACACAGCCAUGUUGGAUGCAGGUUAUAUACUCCCCCACAGAGACACAGCCAUGUUGGAGGCAUGUUAUAUACUCCCCCACAGAGACACAGCCAUGUUGGAGGCAGGUUAUAUACUCCCCCACAGAGACACUGCCAUGUUGGAGGCAGGUUAUAUACUCCCCCACAGAGACACAGCCAUGUUGGAGGCAGGUUAUAUACUCCCCCACAGAGACACAGACAUGUUGGAGGCAGGUUAUAUACUCCCCCACAGAGACACAGCCAUGUUA
Coregonus sp. 'balchen' is the source of this 10419-nucleotide messenger RNA. Lineage: Eukaryota; Metazoa; Chordata; Actinopteri; Salmoniformes; Salmonidae. The record is from the annotation of a GenBank genome assembly.